CGCAUUUUGACUUCACCUUCCCUUUAAAAAUUAUAUAUAAUGAGCGAUAGCAAAGGCAACUCCGUUCAAAGGCCAUCUGCAACGAAACUAGUUCCCGUCGCCCACUCAUCAGAAGCAUGCGAAUUUCUGAUCGCCAAGCCCAGCAGGCCGCACUGCACCGCGUACUUGUGGGAUACUUGGGACAAAUCACUAGAGGAACGGCGAUUUUUAUUUAAGCUUGAUGCGGCUAUCCUCACUAUAGCCUCAUUGGGGUACUUUAUAAAGAAUUUGGAUCAAAUUAACAUCAAUAAUGCGUUUGUUUCUGGCAUGAAAGAAGACUUGGGUCUCAACGGAAACGAACUCAAUUAUAUGCAAACUUGCUGGACAAUAGGUUAUAUUAUUGGGCAAAUUCCAAGUACUCUUCUGUUGACGCGUAUUCGACCUUCAUUAUGGAUUCCUUCAUGUGAAGUGGCCUGGUCCGUCUUGACUAUUCUCAUGGCCAAGUGCAGCAACGUGCAACAAAUAUACGUGUUACGGUUCUUCAUCGGCCUCGCAGAGAGUACGUUUUACCCAGGUAUGCAGUAUGUCAUUGGGUCUUGGUAUCAAAAGGGCGAGCUUGGCAAGCGAUCAUGCAUAUUCCAUGCAAGCAGUGCCGUAGGAAGCAUGUUCUCCGGCUACCUCAUGGCCGCCGUCUACCAUUUCGACGGUGUGCAUGGGUUCAAAGGUUGGCAGUGGUUGUUUAUUAUAAACACGAUUAUCUCACUACCGAUUGCGCUUUCCGGCUUCCUUUUUCUACCUGACGUGCCGGAGAUCACGCGGGCUUGGUAUUUGACGCCCGAUGAAAUUGUCCUGGCGCAGACACGCAUGCAAGCCGACGGUCGUGCGAACCGCGCACCAUACACUAGAAAGAAAAUUAAGAAAAUCUUUUCGAGUUGGCAUAUCUACCUCUUGACCUUGUUGUACAUCUUAUACAUGAAUGGUGGUGGAGUAUCGGGGCAGCCAGCGUUUGCUAUUUGGCUAAAGCAGCAAGGCUACAGUAUAACGCAGAUCAAUACGUAUCCGACCUUAACGACAGCUGUCCAGAUCGUCACCACGAUGACCUACGCAUGGACGUCGGAUACCAUCUUGCACGGCGAGCGAUGGCCGCCAAUCAUCUUCUCGGGUGUUAUGAUAAUCAUCGUCAACACGAGUCUGACGAUAUGGAAUAUUCCGACUGGCUGGAAAUGGGCUUGUUUCAUACUAGCCGGCUGUUCUAGUGGAAUUAGCGGAUUGAUAUAUGCGUGGAUGCACGAGAUUUGCGCUGAAGACAACGAGGAGAGAGCCUUAGUGGCGGGCUCAAUGAACGAGAUGGCGAACGUGGUCCAAGCAUGGCUUCCCCUGCUGAUUUGGCAGCAAGUCGAGGCGCCGGAGUAUCCAAAAGGGUAUUCGGCGUCAAUAGGGAUUGCGGUAGCCAUGAUGGCCACGGCAAUGGCUAUUAGACAUUUGCAAAGAAAGGAAACAACUGCGCGGCAAUUGCGUCUACCCGAGACUGAAUCAGACCAUCAGCGUCAAGAGUUGCCGCUGGAACAAAGGUUACUUAUUAGCUUGUAGCUGUUCAAUGGGCCAUCGGAACGACACAAAAGUCAUAUAACCAAGAUACAUACGACUGAAUGAUGGAAGAGUAGGUAUAAAGGAUCAUUACAUGCAUCAGAAAUGAGUCAAUCAUUUCGAGGUCGUUGCUAGCGGCAUCAUUAUGUGACUUAUUACAAGAUAAUAUGUUGACCAUAUUUUGACUCGAUUCUUGGCUUGAAUCUUGCUGUGCGCUUUGCUUUGUGCCUCUCCUUUUGCGGGAUCUCCUUGAGAGCUCUGACUACCAUCUACCAGUGAUCGGGGUGCUGUGGGGUUUCCCUUUACGAGGAAUAUCCGCGUAGAUUUGAAGUCAAACACCGGCGGUAGAAUGAAUCCUGAGUUCUAGAACCUCAGACCGACAAAGCGAAGCACUGCCCGGGUUCUUUUGUGAGCUGCUGGGCUCAUAGCCUGCCAAAUAGCCAUCUGGAAAGAAAUCGAUGAUUGUUCAAGUUGAAAGGUUCUAGCUACAUGACUAUCUAGGCUCUAUUCGUAGACCAGCGAUCCAACAAUGAUAAUAGUAUUUGUAGCACCAGAAACG
Molecule: messenger RNA, 2125 nt
Organism: Aspergillus pseudotamarii
Lineage: Eukaryota; Fungi; Ascomycota; Eurotiomycetes; Eurotiales; Aspergillaceae
Product: major facilitator superfamily domain-containing protein
Exons: 2
Coding region: 40-1569 (509 amino acids)
Biological process (GO): transmembrane transport
Cellular component (GO): membrane
Molecular function (GO): transmembrane transporter activity
Source: RefSeq, a predicted model, not a curated record